GGAGGAGGACGAACAGGAGGAGGAGGAGAAGGAGGAGGAGGAGGAGCGCGCGGACCGCAGCCCGGCCGGCCGCCAGCCAGGGCGCACGACCCCCGCAGCCCCGCGCGCUCCGGGGUGGCCAUGGAGGAGCUCACCGCCUUCGUGUCCAAAUCGUUCGACCAGAAGACCAAGGAGAAUGCGGGCGGCGGCGGCGGCGGCGGCGGAGGCGGAGGCAGCGGGGCCAAGAAGGAUUCCAUCACCUACAGGGAAGUUUUGGAGAGCGGACUGGCGCGCUCCAGGGAGCUGGGCACCGCGGACGCCGCCGCGCUCCAGGACGUGACGGACGGCGGCGGGGGAGGCCACUGUCCCAUGCAUUUGUUCAAAGACCACGGAGAGCUCGACAAGGAGAAGCUGAAGGAAUUCGGCGCCGGCAGAGGCGCGGGGGAAGGGCUCUUCGACUGCAGGGAGAAGCGGGAGGACGUGAAGUCGGAGGACGAGGACGGGCAGACCAAGCUGAAGCAGCGCCGCAGCCGCACCAACCUCUUCGACGAGACGCACUAUCCGGACGCCUUCAUGCGCGAGGAGCUGAGCCAGCGCCUGGGGCUGUCGGAGGCGCGCGUGCAGGUUUGGUUCCAGAACCGCAGGGCCAAGUGUCGGAAGCAGGAGAACCAGAUGCACAAAGGCGUCAUCCUGGGCACCGCCAGCCACCUGGACGCCUGCAGGGUGGCUCCCUACGUGAACAUGGGCGCGCUGCGAAUGCCUUUCCAACAGGUCCAGGCGCAGCUGCAGCUGGAGGGCGUGGCCCACGCGCACCCGCACCUGCACCCGCACCUGGCGGCGCACGCGCCCUACCUGAUGUUCCCGCCGCCGCCCUUCGGCCUCCCCAUCGCGUCCCUGGCCGAGUCCGCCUCCGCCGCCGCCGUGGUGGCCGCCGCCGCCAAGAGCAACAGCAAAAACUCCAGCAUCGCCGACCUGCGGCUCAAGGCGCGCAAACACGCGGAGGCCCUGGGGCUCUGACCCGCCGUCCGGCCCCGCUGGGUCCCGCACCGCCGGCCAGCGAACCCCAAAAGCCCGUGUGACACGACCCGGGCAGGGUCCCCCCUCCACCCGGACUGCUCGUGCACCGCGCAGCCGGACCCUCGCGGAGAUCCGGGGAGGCGCGCGCGCGCGCGGGAACCGGCCUUUGCUUUGCGCGCUCCAGAGCUCGCCGUGCGCCCUGGGCGCACGCAGCGUCCUGGGACCCGGUGCCAAGCCGACCCCGCGCGCGCCGUGCCCGCUCUGCUGCUGACCGAGGGUCCCCAAGCCUGUGCAUGCGGCUGACCACACACCUUUGGAAGACCCUAGACGCUAGGAACACGAACACAGACACGCGCCCUGGGGCUGGUCUCCACGGACAAGUUGGAACUUCCUGACUGCGAAGCGUGUCAGUGUGAAUGUGGACACGCACCCCGACCCCCAGGAGGCAGGGCUGUUUCCCCCCUGCCUCUGCCACCCCGAACCCCAAAUGCAGCAAUAAGCCAGUGCCCGAGGCCCCCCAGCACCUUGGAGAGGGAGGGUUGGGGAAAUGACCCCGGCACCCCAAUGCCAGGGGCGCCUGUGUCCCGGAACAGAUGGGAGCUCCUGGUGCCCAGCAAAAGCAUCCAGCUAACGUUUGCACCCUGCCUUUGAUACCCCAACCCGCACCGGCACCCCGGAAUGGACAUGGAUUUGCUUUUGUCUUUUAUUUCCUGGAGGCGCGGGGUGGGGCGCGGGCGUGGGCGUGACGGAGGCCAGCGAGACAGGGGAGGACGCAGCAAGUGCAAUACUGUACAUAGUGGACACUUAAGGAGGCGACGGCCGGAAGGGCAUCCGCCCUGUCCUGCAUGUGGUGCGGGCCUGGCCG
This is a messenger RNA of Cavia porcellus (domestic guinea pig), 1861 nucleotides long. It is a transcript of the gene Shox, whose product is annotated as SHOX homeobox. The record is from RefSeq and is a predicted model, not a curated record. Gene Ontology annotation, cellular component: nucleus. The coding region runs from base 121 to 996 and encodes 291 amino acids. Gene Ontology annotation, molecular function: DNA-binding transcription factor activity, RNA polymerase II-specific; sequence-specific double-stranded DNA binding. The transcript is spliced from 5 exons. NCBI's taxonomy places the organism in Eukaryota, Metazoa, Chordata, Mammalia, Rodentia, Caviidae. Gene Ontology annotation, biological process: regulation of transcription by RNA polymerase II.